Messenger RNA from Pseudonaja textilis, 7708 nucleotides. NCBI's taxonomy places the organism in Eukaryota, Metazoa, Chordata, Lepidosauria, Squamata, Elapidae. The record is from RefSeq and is a predicted model, not a curated record.
ACAGUCCUGGCCAUAUUAGGAUUUUUCUGAUCCUUCAGCUCUAUUAUGGUAACAGAUUUUGGGACAUUAGGUUAAAAAAGAAAGCAGGGUGAGAUUGCAGCCUGUAUAAUCUUCAUUGGUGUUUCUUAUCCUGCAAAAUAAGCAUUGUAAUUGUAUUUUCUAUGUGUUUUCUUUGAGUUAAUGGAAUAACUACAUUCGUGCUCAUAAUUAUUGAGAUCACAAAAUAUAGAAUUAAAAACACAAUUGGAAUCAAAUGCAGCUACACAAUCAUACACGAACAAACUUUUCUGAACUUAAAAGAUUCCAAUUCUGAAUUUGGGGAUACUUUUUAUAGCCAGUUUUUUUGUACACUUAAACCUCAAGGCCACUGUAUUUUAAAUGGCUGUUUUUCCUGAGCAAAACUCAGAUCUCCUUUUGUGAGCUGCUUUCAGCAAAUGAAUAUUGAAGUCUUUCCAAAGGUCGAAAAAGGAAGAUGUUUCUGUAUUCAUGUAGUCUUCAACUUAUGACCACAAUUGGAACCAUAAUUCCAUUGUUAAGCAGGGCAGGUUUAUGUGAGUUGUGCCUGAUUUUAUGACCUUUUUUGCCCCAGUUAACGAAUCACUGCAGUUGUUAAGUGAAUCAUGUGGUUAUUAAGUGAAUCCAAUUUUCCCUGCCAAUUUGGUUUCUUGGAAACUGGCUGGAAAGGUUGCAAAAGCAGCAACCCCCUGAUCCCAGGAUGUGCAGCUAUAGUAAAGACAUGCUGGUUACCAAUCACCUGUAUUUUCAUCCCAUGAUCAUGGAGAUGCUGCAACAAGUGUGAGUGUGAGGAUUGGUUGUAAAUCACGUUUAUUCAGUGCUGUUGUGACUUCGAACAGUCACUAAGCAAAUGAUUGUAAGUCAAGGACUACCUGAAUUCCAAAAGGAUCCUGGAGUAUCCAGGUGUGCAUAUCAAUGAUGACCAUCAAGCUGAUGAAAUGGCAGGCUUUUUUUUUUUACUUUUGUUCCUCUUUUCAUGCUGUGUGCAGUCUGCAACCUGCCACUUACAUUUAGCGGGUGCUUUAGUAUUGUUAGAUUGCAGACUUACCUUCCAAAAACCAAAUUUUAUUGACAGACAAAUUAAGGGAUUAUGGAUUUAUGAGGGAAGAAAUAACUUCUUAUCUACUAGGCUCUGAUUCAGCCAAACACUUCCUUGUGUUUAUCUUUAAUUGGGUCUUCUUGGUUAACAAUGAGUUCAACCAAUUACACUGUAAGAGUAUUAGAAUGUGCAAAUUGCACUUCUAAUCUUUCUGGAUUAUAUUGCAUGACAAUCUGGGUUUUAGAUAUCACACCAUGCCCUCUAGACACAAAAUACUAUUUUUCUCCCUCAGUUAAAAUAAAAAAGUAAUUUAGACAAACCAAGAGUAAUACUUUGAGUUGACUUUUUAAAUAAAAUAUUUAAACUUAGUCUAAUUGAUUAGAUAUUUUAAUUGCUUUAAUUUAUGACUGUUAAAGAUUUUAAUAUUUAGAAUAUGCAGUAGUUUAGUCAAAAGGAAAAAGAACUGCCUUAUUAAAUAGUGCAAUAUUGGUUUUUACUCAAAAAAGGGCUAACUUUUUGAAAUUAAAUUUAAGCUACUGUGAAGAAUUUAGUGUGUAUUAGAAAGUCUACAUAGACUUGAACCUUUAUGAUUUUAAAUCAGUGUAAUAAGCUUUCCAAAAUAUAGUCUUUCCUAAAAGAUGUGACUAACUUUUGAAUAUAAAUGCAAUUUGCAAACCUUUUUUUAAGACAGAGUUUUACUUUCAAAUUUUGAUUUCCAGCAAAUUUUUCUUGCAUUUGCAUAUGACACAAAAGGACAUUUGCUAAAAAAUCUAUUAUUGUUAAAAUAGCAGAUAUUCUUAUACUAUUUGUUAAAAAUUGCUUUUGGUCCAAUACUGCUGUUUAGGCAAUGUGAAAUUAGUUUAAACUUUCCUUAUUUUUUUUCUAAAUGUACAUCAUAAAAUGAAUUUUAUACCUAGAAAAUCAUUGUUAGAGUAUAAUCAGCACUGUGAAUUAAUCUCGAUUUGGGAAUUUACUUCUGGAUUUUUCUCAAUUUUUCUGAAGAAAGAAACAACAAACAGUCUUUGUCUACUAAAUGUAUAAAUUAACUAAAGAUUAUAGGACUUUUAAGAUUUUUUUAAAAAAUUAACCGUGGUUAUUCUCUGGAAAUCAAAUACUCUUCAUGAUGGAGCAACUUCCAUAUCUCCAAACAGUUUGGUCAACGUUAGUUGCUUGUACCUAUGAUAGAUACUUCUGUAAGUUAUCAAAUAACAAAUUAUUUCACUUCAAUUUUGGAUUCCCACUGUAAGCUAUGAUUAUGCUGCUUCUUUAUAGCCCUUAAGCACUUUCAAUGUAUAUAUUCAUGAACUUUGACUGAGCUGUGAAAUUAAAAUGUCCUGUGGUGUGAUGAAGAUGGCAGAUCUUUAAGUAGGCUACUAGUUUGGCAGUGAUAAAACACAAAAGUUAGUGUUCCUGCAAGAAAUUAAAAAAUCCUAUGAACUAGCAAAGCAUAACUGUACACUGCACAGUGUUAAUUUGCAGAUGAUAGUAAAAAGUGGCAAAAUAAUUCCCUGCCCUCUCUUAUGUCUUUUAUUAAAAGUAUUUAUGUUAUUUUACGUUAUAAUUUAGUAUAUUAUUAUAAUCUAAAAUGUAUUGAGUCAUCACAUUUCUUUCUUCUAUUCCCCAUCCUUUAAACCAAACAUUAUUCCAUGAUUUAAUAAGAUUUGUAGUUUAUCUGUAUGAGUACAGUAAACUGAUGAAUAAUUGUAAUGAAGGACAAUAUCAAAAUGUUAUUUCUUGAAAUGGUUUCUUUGAGAUAUUUGUAUCAGUUUAGAAGAGAUUGUGUCCUCAGAUCAAGUUAGUUUCAAUAUUAGAUGAGUCAAUCUUGUGGAACUUAGUAGACAUAGAUGAUCAUGUUAUUAGCAGCUUCCAUGGAAUUUAGAAAGGGAAGAAUGUGUUUUAUCCAAUCAGCAACAUUUUUUACUAAAACCACUACCAAUAGGUCAUCUUUGUUAAUGUUUAAUGUGUAUCAGUCUGGAACUAGCAUUAGCAAGAAUUAUUAUUAGAUCUUAUUAUAUACAUAAAACAAAUCAUGAUAUUUUGCAUUAAGUUUCAGUAACGAUAUGUUUUUUCAGGCCAAAGAUCAGUUAUUCUAAUAAAAGAGAUAGGGUCAAAAUAAAUAUGUCAGCAGGUCAAACUAAAAAUUAAAUUCUCCAUGAUUUUAAUUUAUAGUGAAGUUUAGUUUUAUUUAAUAUUGAUCAAAUGAAUAAAUUGUUUAAAUAAAAACAUAAUCAUAUAUAUUAUAUAUUUAAUAAUUUUCCCUUCUGUGUAGCGUACUUCUGGAGGACUUCUCUAAGCUACAUCCCAUUUCAUAAAUAUUUGUUUGUGAAGCCAGGAAGGACUAUUGGAUCAUACUGGCUUCAUUUCAUUUCAUUCUUGACUAGUUAAUGGUCCUUAUUAUAUGCAAAAUGAGCAACUUUGGGUGGAUGGUUGUUAUUCUUUGCUAGUGUUAAAACUCAUCUCUUGGGGUUAUUGCUGUGGGAAAGAUAGGAGGAGAAAUAUUAGGUAUAUUUGUUGCCUUGAGUUAUUUAUAAAAAUAAUUUGCAUUCACAACACCUGAUCUGAGUUCAGUUGCUUUUUUGCUUUUGAAAGAUGUGGCAGAUUCAUAAACAUGGACCAAGGUUGGACCAAGGUUGAACCCAGAGGUAUCUGCAAAGUAAUCAAAGGAUUACAGGUGAUGAAAGCUUUAUGGCACUGUUGAAAUUUAAGCUUGGCUCUUUCUGUACUUACAAUUUGACCUUCAAUGCACAUUUGAAAAAGGCAGGGCUUAUGUUGCAAGAGUGCAAUGCUGCUUUUGUCCAUUAGUUGAAAAUUUUGAAUUCUGCAAACACAUAUAGUUGAGAAUCUGACAAGAUCAAUGGACCAUACAGAUGGUGUUAAGUAGAAUAGAAAAAACAAUUCUAUAUAUGGAAGACUAAUUAUAUUCAUAUCUCUUCUUUAUAUUUCAUGCAUGGCUUGCUUUACUCGUUUUGCAAAAGUUUUGAUAACUUUAUGAAAUCAGAACCUAAUUUUUGACCUACUGUUGAAAAAUGUGCAUUCUAAUAUAGAGGAGGUUUUUGUCAAAGUCAGAUCUAUCGGAUAUUUGUGAUAAUUCCUACCGAAACUGCUUUUUUAUUUAAAACUGACAGUGUUAAUGAAUAUUACAGAGGAACCUGGAACAUGUACAAAGAGGUCAAAAAAUGGUGACAAAACACUGCCCCUUUUUCAUGGCACACAUGUGACACACAUGUAAAGGGUGAAGCAUCAAAGAGUCAUGCCUAAAAGACUCAGCAAAAAUCCCACAUAAAUUGGUUUGAGGAUUUUAUAUUAAUUAUUACAUUCUGAAAACAGAAGCACUUAGGUUAUUUCAACAUGUUAGACUAAAAGGUUAAGUGUAGUCAAUAUGAUUCAGUUAGUUUCUGCAGAUAUUUCAAAAUGCAGUUCUACAAAUACGUAUUACAUAGUAAGUGUUGGUUUUUGUGAAUGAAUGUAUCUGCAACUGCACAUUAUAUAUUUUCAUUUUUAACAUGCUUGUUUUGCACCAGCUCUGCGUUUGUCUAAAAGUCUAUUUAAGAAGAUACUUACCCAAAGUUAGCUUCCAAGCAGAAAAGGCCUAGGUGUGGCCUUUUGUUUUAAGAUAAUAUAACUAAGAAUAAUUAAAUACAUACCAGUCUAGGUGCGAUUUGCUCUAAGUUCCACUGUUUGUGACAGGAAGAUAACAAAACUUUUCCACUGCUAUUUAUCAUUGCUGUUUCACCAUAGCUAGCAUACUAGGCGGUUCUAUAUUUUAUCCGUUCUUCCCACCAACUCUAAUAGAAUGCAUUUAAAUUUGGAAAUUCCUAGGCAAGUAUUGGACUACUUUUUGUGGAUGUACUUGAGACUCUGGAUGGGGAGAUAUACAACCAUUUGCAUUACCCCUGGUGUUCCCUAGACCCCUAGUCAGGAACUGCCAGGAGAAAAUCUGAAUUGGCAGCCCAUUCUAGCCUAGCCUCACAGGACCCCUUAAGAGAGUAUCUUGCAGAGAUUAAGCGCUCCUUGGGCUGCUUAGCCUGCCUCCCAGGAGGCAUGGGUUGGUUUCUUUACAUAUUUGCUGAAAUCAAUCCUCUAAAAACCAGGCACUCUAUAUCUUGGUUGGAUUUUAUCUAAUAUUUGUAAUGAAUUGUCAGCUGCUUAAGUGCAUCCAGUUGCAAUGGCUGUCAAAUUGAAAGUGAUUAUGAAACUUCAACUCUCUGAGCUACUCCUGAAAAUCAAAUUAAACUUUUCAAACGCCUCGAGCCAAUUGUUUUGCAGUCAAUGCCUUGUAUCUAGAUAAGCAUGAGAGUUGAAAUGCAAUCAUUUGAAGAGUGGAGCCUGGAGAUAAUGAUUUUCCUGAUGUAAUUAUUUUUCAAUUAAGCAACAAUCCUACCAUGCUGCUUUAUUUUAUAUACAAUUAUCUAAUAUUUUGUUAACCUGAUUUUGAGAAAUACUUUUUAAGGAACCUAGGAACUGUCCAACACAGGAAGAAUCAUUUCAUUCCACUAUGACUCUAAUUCCACAUCAUAAUUCAUUUGUUUCUGAUGGCUGAGAGGAAUCUCAUUGCACAUUUGCUGUUGAAGGGCUGGGUGUUGAGAUAGCAUACAGACAUCACUAUCACUAUAGGGCUCUUUCAUAAUAUAUUUUACCCCUGUGCCAGGGGAAUGAUUUCUAGGUUGGCCUUGGAUUAGAUUCAAGCCUACCUUGAAGGAAAGACUGGAAGUGAUUAAGUAGUAUUAAGUUUUUUAAAAAAUCUAUCUUGGGAUAACAGCAGCCUACCUCCAGUACGACAUGAGGACAGAUGGCAACUACUCGGUAUGAAUGCUGCAAACUUGUGGUAUGUUUCAAAGCUUGCAAGGCUGUGUCAUAUCUCUGGGGUUUCCCUUUCAUUGGAAUCAGAGGAACUCCAUCCAAAGAAUAUAAGGAAAGGAAGGCUGUGGAGAAUGUGGCUGUGCAGCAGCUUUGAACAAUUCUGAAAGAAGUGGAUUGUUUGGACACCUUUCCGUCAGGAUUCUGGCCCUCCUGGGAUGGGAUUGAGAUGGCAUUGGCUAUACUCUUGGAUUAUCUCUAUGAGAUGAAUGCCAUCAAUUCAUUUGAAGCUGAAUACAUAAGGAAUCUGCAAAAACAAAUCUGCUUACUAGAAUAUGAGACAGCUUAUCUUAGAGAGAAGGCUAAGAAUGCUACACAAAUCCCACCUAAAGUUACUAGAAAAGCCACAAUGCUAUCACAAACGCUGAAGGAACUGGAAGCUACCAUAAACAGAACAGAAACAGAUAUAGCAAAGAAAGAAAAUAGCAUCAAGCAUUAUGAAACUGAAACUCAAGCAAUGCACAAACGUCUUCAAAUACUGUCUGAUACAAGUGCUAAAGAAAAGCUGCUAUUAAUGGAGGAGCUUUCAAAACUGAAGAAAAUGGUUGAACGCUCUACCCAGGACAUUUCACACAAAGAAGCAGAACUGCUAAAAAUUCAGAGAGAAAUUCAAGAGAAUGUGAAUUCAGUGAAAGAAAAAGAACAUGCUGUCUGUCUUUUGGAAUCAAAAUGUCAGCAGAAGAAUUGGCAGUACCAAGACAUGGAAAAAAACCUUUCAGAACUCAGAUCACAGUGCACACAACUGCAAGCAUUGCUCUAUCGCUUAGAAGAGAAAUUAUCAAUGAGCUCCCUAUCUCCACAAGAGACUAUUGUUAAGGAACUUAGUGAGGAAGCUGAAAAAUUAAGGCAGAUCCUCAAGGAAAAUGAGCUUUCAGCUGAUGAAGAUAAGUAUUUGCUCAACAAGAUGGCAGAAGAUUGUGGACAUCUGACAAAGGAGAAUAGUCUUUUACAUGCUCAAAUACAGAAAAUUACCAAGCAUCUAAACCAGGAAAGGCAGCUGAGAGAGGAGGAGACAUCUUCCUAUUCAAGAAGAGUGUCUGAGUUAGCAUCAGGAAGAGAGAAAACAUGGCAACUUAAGCGGAAACUCACCCACUUGAAGACUCUGUUACAAAACCUAAAACAGAAAGUUCUUAAAGCUCAGGAACAGUUACUUCAUCUACAAGAAAGAAAAUCUAUGGAUCACAAAAGGCAACAUCUUCAUACACAACUAAUUGAUUUAGAAAAUCAACACACCAAAGUGGAGCUGGAAAAUUCUAAACUGAGAAGAGAGAAAAAUCAUUGGGUGGAACGUAUUUCUCAAAUACACAAACAGAUUGCUGAAAACCACAAGGAAAUCAGUUUUCUGCAUGACCAUGUUUAUAGCUUGUCGUGUGAUCUCAACAACUUGAAAUCUGAAGUUAAUAUGGCCUCUAUUCCUCAGAAGGAAGAGUGAUCUCCAAUAUAUUAACAACAAACUGUAGUUUAAUGAACUAAUAAGCUGAAAAGUAAUUAAUUUUUCCCAUAUAUAAUAUCAUUUCUUUGAAAAGUUUCUUUAAAUCGGGAAGUUGUAUUUUAUACAUGGUACUAUUUUUUUAAAAAAUCUUACAGAAAUAUUUGAAGAUAAACUAGUUUUUUUGCUUUAGAAAACAUUUUAAGCAUUUGUAUAGAUACAAAUAUUAAAAGAAAUUAUCCAGUGUUAGUACCAGUGAAAAAAUAGGGCUUGCAUGGUAUUUUCAACAUGAUUAUGUUCAGCAUACAACAAAUCUGUGCAAUGUUUUCAUGAUCAACCAAAGAGAAAAUAAAUUACCUUUUUUAAAA